Molecule: messenger RNA, 1327 nt
Organism: Cladophialophora immunda
Lineage: Eukaryota; Fungi; Ascomycota; Eurotiomycetes; Chaetothyriales; Herpotrichiellaceae
Exons: 2
Coding region: 98-769 (223 amino acids)
Biological process (GO): mitochondrial translation
Molecular function (GO): structural constituent of ribosome
Source: RefSeq, a predicted model, not a curated record
CCGGAGCAACUUCGAUUCUAAAUCUCAAGAGAUUCCUGCGUACUCAAUCUUCUCAUCCCACGACACAGUCGUCCGGUCACAUUGGGUGGAAUUGGAAAUGCACACCUCUUCGAUCCGUGCCGCGCUGGCACACGCAUUCCAGAUCACGGUUCGACCGUCGCUGCCCAGAGUGAUUCUGACUUCCCUUUCUUCGAGCACCGAAACUGCGACUCAAGGGGCCACAAGCUCGAGAUUGUCCUUCUCGACAAGUGCAGCUCAGUAUGCCAAAAAGAAAGGCAGCGGAAGACCUGAUAGACGGAUAACUUUGAUCCGCUACUUCCUGCACCACCCCACCACCCUCACGCCGCGACCGCUCCGCUUCUCGCGCAACAGGUACUUGCGCCACUGGACGAUCGCCCGGGCGUGGAACCUCUAUCGGCACAACCUGAAGAAGUCGCGCGAGCUCGAGCUGGAGCGCCAGUACAACGCGAUGCGCGACGCGAACGAGGAACUCCGCGUCGGGGCCGGCGACGGGGGCCGCCUGUUCAGGAAGGCGCAGACGAAGACCGGCAUCUGGGGCAUAGGCGGGCCUGGUACUGGUGCCGGCAUUCCAGGUGCUUCUUCAGGGUCGGGCGGCAGAGCCAGGGGAGGUGUCCCCAUCGAGUACGCGCGAGGUUUGGUCGAGUGGGUAGGCAGCACGGGCGGGCUAGGUGUUGGAGUAGAAGAAGGUGCCGGGGAAGGAAGUGGAAGCAAGGCGAAAAUAUGGGACUACGCGUGGAAAAGACAUUGAUUCUUCUCACACGGAUUUGGGUAAAAAUUCUCUGUGCGUCGCAACCGAGGCACAUGAGCAAUGGAUUAUGCUGAAAGGGCGGUUCCAAAGUCAUUCUAGCAGAGGCAUUGUACAAGAGGGCUAAACUGGGGGAAUCGAACUUGCCGUCACCAUGCAGAUUGGGAACGGAGGGUGGCAAUUGAGAUAGAGACAUUGGCUGCUGAAGGAAUGAUUUACCCGACCGAGCCAGAAAUCAAGCGAAAGGCAAAGGGAAGGGAUGCCUUUCUCCCGCGAAGCUGUUGCAGCUGCAGCAUAGAUGGAAGACUGAAUGGCGCGCGAGCUACGUGGAGAGGGGGGCGACUCCCGGGCUUGGGGGGAGCUGCCGGACAAGUAUUGCGCGGUCAUGAUCGUGGCCCUGUUCUCCCAAGGCAAGCAGAGCAAGCGGAAAAAGAAUCGACAUGUAUAUAUACACCGAGGAAGGUUUCGGAAACUUUUAUCUUUCUCACUAGUGGCCUGCCCUCUUCGACCACCAAACCUGAAUCGAAAAGACAAGGCAAAUAGUAGAAGGUCCAUCAUUGA